ACAAGUUUUUUUUGUUGCUAAAAUCCAGUGUCAAAGGUUGGACUAGGGCUAGAAGCAGUAGAAAUGAUAGACCAUGUUGUAAAUCAUCACGUUAGACAAAAAAAUUUAAAUUAAGUAGAUAGAUGCUCCGCCCGCGCCCAGGUAGUCGUGCUCUUUCUGGAGACGCAUUUACGCUUGCCGCAUCAAAAUCCACACACAUCUUUGCCACAGAGGAAGAGACUUACUCCCACUUGUUGCGUACAUGUGGCCAAACCUCUAACUUACCCCAUGGCAGAGCAAUUCAUGCAAAACUCAUCAAGGGCUCUCUGCCCUUUUCGCCUUUUCUUCAAAAUCAUUUACUCAACAUGUAUGCUAAAUGUGGCGAUCUUAGCAAUGGUCUCCAACUGUUUGAUGAAAUGCCUCACAAAAAUGUUGUGUCGUGGUCUGCGGUUAUUACGGGCUUUGUCCAACAUGGCUGUCCUAAAGAAGCCCUAUCUUUGUUUGGUCGUAUGCACCAGGAUAGCACGACCAAGCCCAAUGAGUUUACCUUGGUUAGCGCGCUCCACGCAUGUUCCUUGUAUGGCAAUCUGACUCAAGCUUACCAAGUUUACGCAUUCAUAGUUCGCCUAGGAUUCCAGUGGAAUGCUUUCCUGAUGAAUGCAUUCUUGACUGUUUUAGUAAGACAGGGGGAAUUAACAGAGGCUUUGGAAGUGUUUGAGAAUUGCCCCAAUAAAGAUAUUGUGUCUUGGAAUGCUAUCAUGGCUGGCUACUUGCAGUGUUCUUAUUUGGAAAUACCAAACUUCUGGUGUCGUAUGAAUCGCGAGGGAGUGAAACCCGACGGCUACACAUUUUCGAGUGUUCUCACUGGGUUGGCUGCUCUCACUGAUCUUAAAAUGGGUGUCCAGGUUCAUGCACAGCUUGUCAGGUGUGGUCAUGGGGCUGAGAUGUGUGUGGGGAACUCUUUGGCUGAUAUGUACAUUAAAAAUCAUAAGUUAGUGGAUGGCUUCAAAGCCUUUGAUGAGAUGCCUUCAAAAGAUGUGUGUUCAUGGACCCAAAUGGCUGCCGGGUGCCUCCAAUGUGGGGAACCAAGCAAAACGCUUGAGAUUAUUGCUCAAAUGAAGACAGUGGGUAUAAAGCCAAACAAGUUCACACUUGCAACUGCCCUGAAUGCCUGUGCCAAUUUGGCUUCCUUGGAUGAAGGGAAGAAAUUCCAUGGCUUGAGAAUUAAACUCGAAACUAGUACUGAUGUUGAUGUGUGCGUGGAUAACGCUCUGCUAGACAUGUAUGCAAAAUCUGGAUGCAUGGAGGGUGCAUGGUGUGUUUUUCAGUCAAUGAAGGAUCGUUCUGUGGUGUCAUGGACCACAAUGAUCAUGGGGUGCGCACAAAAUGGGCAAGCUAGAGAAGCUCUUGACAUUUUUGAUAAGAUGAGGCUGGAGGAAGGUGUUGAGCCAAAUUACAUCACCUUCAUAUGCCUGCUUUAUGCAUGUAGCCAAGGAGGGUUUAUUCAUGAAGGAUGGAAGUAUUUUGCCUCCAUGACUCAUAACCAUGGAAUCUCCCCCGGAGAAGACCAUUAUGCAUGCAUGGUGAAUCUUCUAGGCCGAGCUGGACGUAUAAAGGAAGCUGAGCGAUUAAUCUUGAACAUGCCCUUUAAACCAGGUGUUCUGGUUUGGCAAACUUUGCUUGGUGCUUGUCAGGUUCAUGGCGAUACAGAAACUGGAAAGCGUGCAGCAGAGCAUGCAUUAGAUAUAAACAGAACAGACCCAUCAACGUAUGUAUUACUGUCAAACAUGUUUGCUGGUUUGAGCAACUGGGACAGUGCUGGGAUGCUGAGGAAACUAAUGGAGUCUAGGGAUGUAAAGAAAUUGCCUGGAUCCAGUUGGAUUGAAAUAGAAAAAGGCCACUGACCAACUCUAGCCCUCAAAAGAUUUGCUUGAAAUGCAAUGGAGUGACGGGGGACGACCAACUUUUUUUCAAUCUACUGUGAGAUCGAGUAAUGAACCAACUCUAGCCCUCAAAAGAUUAGCUUGAAAUGAAAU
Molecule: messenger RNA, 2015 nt
Organism: Prunus mume (Japanese apricot)
Lineage: Eukaryota; Viridiplantae; Streptophyta; Magnoliopsida; Rosales; Rosaceae
Product: pentatricopeptide repeat-containing protein At2g13600-like
Biological process (GO): RNA modification
Molecular function (GO): RNA binding; protein binding
Source: RefSeq, a predicted model, not a curated record